This is a messenger RNA of Sporothrix schenckii 1099-18, 2541 nucleotides long. RefSeq lists its product as uncharacterized. Gene Ontology annotation, biological process: carbohydrate metabolic process. Bases 1 to 2541 code for a protein of 846 amino acids. The transcript is spliced from 3 exons. The record is from RefSeq and is a predicted model, not a curated record. Lineage: Eukaryota; Fungi; Ascomycota; Sordariomycetes; Ophiostomatales; Ophiostomataceae.
AUGAUGGCCGCACAGCUCCAGAAAGCCAGCGGGGCUUCUUCGGGAUCGUCAAGCGAGGCGACGGCUCUCGGAGCCGCUGCUGCUGCCCCAGCCGUGCCGCCGGCUACAGCUCCAGUCACCGAAGCCACGCCCCUGCGCAACCGCGCCGGCGAAAGCAACAGCCCGUAUGUGCGUGCGCAAGCGGACACGCCCGUCAACUGGCAGCUGUUUGGACAAGAUGCACUUGAUCGUGCCAAACAGGAGAACAAGCCUAUCUUCCUGCACAUUGGCUUUCUCGCCUGCCAUUACUGUCAUCUGACGACACAAGACUCUUUCUCGAACCCUUCCAUCGCUUCCAUACUUAACGAGUUUUUUAUUCCUAUCGUUGUCGACCGCGAAGAGCGCCCGGACAUCGACGCUGUGUACUGGAACUACCUGCAACUGGUCAACAGCAGCGCGGGCUGGCCGAUCAACGUGUUCCUCACGCCCGACCUGGAGCCCGUGUUUGGCGGCAGCUACUGGCCUGGCCCGGGUGCGGAGGCGAGCGGACGUGACAAACAGAGCGGAAGCGAGGACGGGGAGGAGGAGCUGAUUGGCUUCCUCGGCGUGCUGGAGAAGCUGCGCCAGUCUUGGACCGAACGCGAGGCGCAAUGCCGGACGGAGGCCCAGGAGACAGUUGUUCAGCUGCGGAAAUUUGCUGCCGAGGGCACGCUUGGUCCUCGUGGUUUGCUCAAGCCGGGCGAGUCUAAAACCAACGAGACAAACCUGUCGAGCGAGCUCGAUCUUGAUAUCGACCAGCUUGAUGAAGCCUAUAGCACGUUGAGGCAGACGUUCGACCCUGUGAACGGUGGCUUUGGUGUUGUUCCCAAGUUCGUCACACCCGCAAAAUACUCGUUCCUGCUACAGCUCGGCAGCUUCCCUUCCGUUGUGCAGGACAUUGUUGGCGAUACCGAGGUUUCCAGCAUUGUCCAGAUGGCGCUCUUCACGCUUCGGAAACUGCGCAAUAGCGCUCUGCAUGACCACCUGUCUGGUGGCUUUGGCCGGGCCAGCCACACCAUCAACUGGUCCCUGCCGCAUUUCGAGAAGCUCAUCCCCGACAACGGCCUGUUGCUGAGCCUGUACCUCGAUGCGUGGCUGUACACUCUGCGCGCACCCAAGUCGGACCUUUCCAGUAGCUCAGCAGCUGAGACACAACCUGAGUUCCUUGAUGUAAUCUACUCGCUCGCCGACUACCUCUCGAGCGCACCCGUGCGUCUUGAGGGAGGCGGUUUUGCCAGCAGCGAAUCCGCCGACUCGUACUACCGGAAAGGCGACCGCCACGUGCGGGAGGGCGCGUACUAUGUCUGGACACGACGAGAGUUUGACACAGUGGUCGGUGGAGGCAACGGCCACAACGACAUGGACGCUCGUGUGGCGGCGGCUUACUGGAACGUGCUGCAGGACGGCAACGUGGACCGUGACAAUGAUCCGUUUGACGAGUUUAUCAACCAGAAUGCUCUCUAUGUGAGCAAGGACACGGCCGAGCUGGCGAGACAGUUCAACAUCCCGCGUGAGAACGUCGAGCGCAUCACGACCGAGGCACGGACAAAGCUGGCUGCGCACCGCGAAAAGGAGCGUGUGCGGCCCGCACUAGACGACAAGGUGGUGGUGGCCGGCAACGGUCUCGUCAUCGGUUCGCUUGCACGCACCGGCGCCGCACUCAAGUUCGGUGGCCACAGCGCGGAGAAGGGCGAUAAGUACAUCACGGCUGCGCGAGACGCUGCCAAGUUUAUUCAGGAAAACCUGUGGGUUGCAAAGGACAAGAAGCUGUACCGCGUGUUUGUGAACGGCAAGCGGGAGGACGUGCACGCGUUUGCGGAAGACUACGCCUACCUGAUUGAGGGUCUUUUGGAGCUGUACGAGGCCACGGGCGAGGCCGAGUGGCUGGAGUGGGCCGAUGAGCUGCAGGAGCAACAAAUCAAGCUGUUCUACGACAGCCCCGGUGUGCCCUCGACGCAAACGCACUCGUCCAGCGGCGGUUUCUAUCGCACGCAGGAGUCCGGAAACGACGUCGACCUGCUGCGCCUCAAGGACGGUAUGGACACGACACUGCCGGCGACCAAUGCCGUGGCGGCGUCCAACCUGUUCCGCCUCGGCAGCAUUCUGAACGACAACACCUACACGCACCUCGCACGCGAGACAAUUCACGCCUUUGAGGUCGAGAUGCUGCAGCACUCGUGGCUGUUUCCCGGCCUGCUCUCGCAAAUUGUGGCGGCACGCCUCGGCGGUCCGCAGGUGGCCGCACUGGCCGCUGGCCCCUCGGCCUCGGAUCCCGUGGUGGCUGAGUACUUCCAGCGACCGCGUGCCGGCCUGAGGAGUCUGGUCUAUGUGGACGGUGGUGCAGGCAACGGCAAAGAGACGACAGCAGCUGCGUGGCUACUUGGCCGCAAUCCGAGUCUCGUCGACCUCCCUACAAAGGAGGCCGCUGCAGAGGACGGCGGCAGCUCGUACGUGCUGAAGGAUGGUAAGUGGGAGAAGGCGUCGCCGGUCGACUUGGUAGUGAACGUCGAGGCGAGUAGUUGA